Messenger RNA from Gasterosteus aculeatus aculeatus (three-spined stickleback), 1367 nucleotides. It is a transcript of the gene fam221a, whose product is annotated as family with sequence similarity 221 member A. Lineage: Eukaryota; Metazoa; Chordata; Actinopteri; Perciformes; Gasterosteidae. The record is from RefSeq and is a predicted model, not a curated record.
CGACGCGCCGUCGAAAAAGACGAGGUCCUAGCAAGAAAAAGUCAGCGGCUAGAAUUCCAGGCGUGCGGACUGUCAUGGUUUCCUGAGGACGCCUACAAACAUCUCCAUGGCAACUAACGUUUCGAAGAACACCACACGGAAGAAACAACCGCUAUUCGUUUCUGGUUCCUGACUAUGGAGAGAAUAUGUCUCGAUAAAUCAGCUCUACGAGCAGUCGAUGAUUAUUGCGAGUACAAAAGGAUCGUGGGUGAUGAUGAUGGAGGACAGCUGUUCACUCCGGAGGAAUACGAGGAGUACAAAAAGAGGAUGCUCCCUCAACGAGCGAAGAACAGGCUGUAUGUCAGCGUUGGGGUUCCUGGAGGUAUCGACUGCAAACUUGUUGGCCCCGAGACACCGUGCUUCUGUUCACACAGGUACAAGCAACACAGGACCGACUUUGAGGUGGUUCCCUGUGAGCGGCCCCUGUCCCUACCGUGUCAGGUCAGCGGGUGUCACUGCUCAGCCUACCAGUAUGUUCCCAGGAUUGGGACUAAUCCCGUCCGCUGCAGGUGUAAACACUUUCCUCAGGAUCACAGCGAAGCCGCUGGCCGCUUGUGCAAAAAAUGCAGUUCCUGUACUGGAUUCGAGAGCCCCUCCACCUGCGGGUGUGGUCAGCCCGGCUUUGCCCAUCAGACACUGGUUGAGACAAAACUAGAGAGGGAGUCACGUGGUCGGCCUACAGGCCGCGAUGUCCCUUAUGCUGCCAUGGGGGGGCUGACGGGGUUCAGCUCCUUAUUGGAUGGUUAUCUCUCUUUGGAAGCAGGCGGCUCAGAUCAAGACAGAGAAAAUGUCUGCCAGCCGAGAUGCCCUCCAUCAACGUCUACCAACGCGUCAAUCUCGGUCCACCACAAGAGAGAGACCAAAAAACAGUGAACAGCAUUGGGCUCAGAGGGAAUCCGUCAAACCGUCUAUUUUACUCUGGGGCAAGAUUUACAAGGCAAAUACACAUAUACAGUACCUUUUCUGAUCUGCAACAUUUAAUUCUAACUUGGAAACGUUUCCAUUGUUUCAUAGUUUUCUUUUUUCAAGUGUCUGUCUUUGUUAGUGUCGUGACUAAAGGGUACAAGCAACUGUCAGCAACAGUAGUUAUUAAAUCCCACUGAAAAUGUAUUGAUCCAAUCAGAGCACGGGAGCGUCACAAUGGUGAUCCUGUCAAAUGUAGAAAUCUGCCUGAAUACAUUUUGAAGAUGAAAUGAUUGUGAAUUUAUCACAUUUGGAGAUUAAACAUGUUUAAGGGAAUGUCAGUACGUAGGCUAGAGUGUGAGCUCAUACAUAUAUUUGUAUGAUGUAAGAACAAUAAAAUGUGAGAUUGAGAAUAUGAAAUCCUA